Molecule: messenger RNA, 1278 nt
Organism: Cololabis saira (Pacific saury)
Lineage: Eukaryota; Metazoa; Chordata; Actinopteri; Beloniformes; Belonidae
Product: stathmin-like
Exons: 5
Coding region: 144-596 (150 amino acids)
Biological process (GO): neuron projection development; microtubule depolymerization; regulation of microtubule polymerization or depolymerization
Cellular component (GO): neuron projection; cytoplasm
Molecular function (GO): tubulin binding
Source: RefSeq, a predicted model, not a curated record
CGCAGCAUCCUCAGUCUGCUCAAGGUGGGUGUGACUACAGGCCAUCUCCUUCAACGACAAGCAAUACGGGAAUUGUGUCUUGUGAGUAAGACUGUGUUUCACUUUUUUUUUUAGGUAAACUGACCUGCAACACACAUUAUAAAAUGGCAGCCUCCGAAGAUAUCCAGGUUAAAGAGCUCGACAAGCGAGCCUCUGGCCAGGCCUUCGAGGUCAUCCUUGCUCCUACCCCUGAUGCCAAGGGUGAGUUUCCCAUCCCUGCUACCAAGAAGAAGGAUCUCUCGCUGGAAGAGAUUCAGAAGAAACUGGAUGCUGCAGAGGAGAGACGCAAGAAUCACGAAGCUGAGGUUCUGAAGCACUUAGCUGAGAAGCGUGAACACGAAAAGGAAGUGCUCCAGAAAGCUAUGGAAGAGAAUAAUAACUUUAGCAAGAUGGCGGAGGAGAAACUCAACCAGAAGAUGGAGGCCAACAAAGAGAAUAAGGACGCUAUUAUGGCGGCUAUGAACGAGAAGUUCAAAGAAAAGGACAAGAAAUUGGAAGAGGUGAGGAAGAACAAGGAAACCAAAGAUCCCAGCGAGGAAGGCACCUCGGAAAACUGAAGACCACAAACAGGGGAUUGUAUAGGGUUUUUUACGUAUCCAAAGAUUGAUUUAUAUUUUUGUUUUGCCAAUAUUGUUUUCACUACCCACAUUUUGAAAUAAAAGCUCCACUUUUGUGAAUUUUUCAAUUAUCCUGCUAUAAGUGUACUUGCGCUUGUUCUACAUGUUCAUUUCCUCCCCAUGAGUCUACUUUAACAUCCAAUAUGUAGCUCGUCCGUGCAGCUUAAGCCCUCUUUUGUAAAUUAGCAGUGUUAUCCUCUUUGGGAAGCAUGUUUCUAUGCAUUGGUCUUUUAUUACCACCUAUUUCAUAGUGCUUUUUUUGGAAACUGUGGACCACACCUGUUCUCGGCACUAUCUGUUUAAAAAGUAGCACAAGGUUUGACCGAGUUGUUGGCUGUUAUACAUGUGGGUUUUUUUUUUUUUUUUUUUUAGUGGCUUCAGCUACCAAGUUAUGCUAAUUUGCUUCUGCAGACCUUGUUCUGUGCAGUUUUUCUUAAAAUAAAAGGGGGAUUUGCUCAAAGAACGAUAGUGUUUAGCUGUGAUUUUGUUGGUUGUGGAGGUUUCUUCAUCGCUGAGCAGGGGUCAACACAUGGAAUGGAAAAGAGCAAAACACUUUGGCAUCUCAGUAGCGAAAUGUGAACUGUUGUACUAAGACAAUAAAAUGUGAACACUUGCUGUGAAA